Molecule: messenger RNA, 2889 nt
Organism: Oncorhynchus masou masou (cherry salmon)
Lineage: Eukaryota; Metazoa; Chordata; Actinopteri; Salmoniformes; Salmonidae
Product: DAP3-binding cell death enhancer 1-like
Exons: 11
Coding region: 176-1636 (486 amino acids)
Biological process (GO): extrinsic apoptotic signaling pathway via death domain receptors
Cellular component (GO): mitochondrion
Molecular function (GO): protein binding
Source: RefSeq, a predicted model, not a curated record
CCGCCACCUUCCUAAAUAAUUCGUGACUGUUCAAUACUUAAUUUUUCCAGUUAGGUAGAGCUAACGUUACUGUACUCAUGGAGAGAAAACUCCCCUGAAUAUUUUUUUAAAGAGACUCAUUUAGCGCAAUUAUGAAGAAAUAUUAAUCUUGAGAUUCGCCCUAGGACAAGGAAAUAUGUGGAGAGUACAAGUGUUUGUUGGAAGAGUUUUUAGCCGGUGCCAUGGCAACGCCCCCCUGCGCCUGUCUCAGAAUCAUCACGUGGAGGAUGAGGUCAUCCACUCCUCCACCUUCCUCUCCACCGGCCGGCACUCCCCCGACAGCAGCUCUCAGAAAGGGGAGGAUGGAGACAAGUGGUGGAAGAAGAGGACCUCUCAGUUUUGCUACGAUGGGCUCCCGCGCUACACUGCUCUGGAUGCUGUGGGCUGGGGGGCAGCUGCCGUUCUGUUGAUGCAGAUCUGUAGGAGGGUCCACUCCCGAGUCUCCUCUGGGGCCGAACCCAAUCCGAACACAGGACGCCUGGCCAUACAGGACACCCUGCAGAAGUUUGACUACCGCGUCCUACUGGAGAUGCUGUCUCGCUGUGAUGUGCUGCCCAGAGGAAGGAGUGUGAGCUGUCUGCCACAGAGACAGCAGGCCCAGCAACGCAGCAGUAACGGCUACAGCAGCUCUGACCAGCUCCAUGGAGAUGCGAUCGCUGACGGCUUCCUCGCUGACUGUCACCACUCCUCUGGAAGAGAGGAGACGUCCUUCUCAAAGUCCUCCCAUCCUGAAGACAAACGCAGAGCCAGAAAGCGAGAAGCGCCUCCGCAGCAGAAUGAGCAGGAUGCUCUAGCAGGGGCUGCCCAGAACCUCCAGCAGGUGGUCGACUCCAGCGUUCCUGUAGUCCUCAACAUCAUCGGUCUGGAGAGUGCUAAGACUGGGGACUAUGAUGCAGCCUUCUCCUGUUUCCUGGCCUCAGCCAGACGGGGUUACUGCAAGGCCCAGUUCAACACUGGAGUCUGCUACGAGAAAGGCAGGGGGGUAGGCAAAGACGGGGAGAAGGCUCUUCACUUCUACAGCCAGGCAGCGUCUGGGGGUCACAGUCAGGCUCAGUACCGCUGUGCCAAACUCCUCCUCAGCAGCAGAGGGCAGCAGAGCACACAGAAGGACCUGGACUCAGCCAUCAGCCUGCUGCAACAGGCUGCCUCAGCUGGACUGAAAGAGGCCCAAGUGUAUCUGGGUUCCCUGUUCUCACAGGAGCCAGUCAGAGACAGCCGUAAGUCGGUGCACUACCUGAAGAUAGCAGCAGAGAGCGGAGACAGCGAGGCCCUGCUGUUCCUGGGCCAGUGUUAUGAGAGUGGGUUCGGGGUGCCUCAGUGUUUCAGAACAGCAGUAGGGUUCUAUCAGCGGGCUGCCCAGGCAGGAAGCAGCCAGGCCAAGACCUUGCUGACGCCCCCGUGUGGAGUGGAGGAAGAUGCCGUCCUGCGCUCUAUCCGCUCUUGUCCGUGCUUCUCCGUAUCGGACCGUCUGCGGGAACCACCCUCCCCUCCCCUGUCCUACCCUCCAGUGGCCCCACCCUCCAGUGGCCCCACCCUCCCCCUCCACCCCCCCAGCUUUGAGGGGAACGCUGUGAGGUGGACUCUAGGAGUGGGAUAGUUAGCGCACACCGUCAUGACUUACGAAUGUCAUUGUGAUUGGAUAAGGAUGAAAAGGGAAAGCAUGGUCACAUGUUUAACCACUCGGUUGUGUCUCACUGAGGUUACUGUCUCACUGUCAGCACUUAGAACUGGAUGUGUAUGUAGUGUAAGUCAAUGCUUUGAGGAACGUGUGUGUAAGUAUGGGAGACGGCAAGUAGACCUAUCUACUAUCGGGUCGGACCACCCUUUUGCCUCCAGAACAGCCUGAAUUCUUUGGAGCAUGGAAACGUUGCUCAAUUGGUAUCAAGGGAUCUAAUAUUUUCCAGGAAAACAUUACACCACCGCCACCAGCCUGUACCAUUGAGACCAGGCAGGGUGGGGCCAUGGACUCACACUGUUUACGCCAAAUCCUGACUCUGCCAUCAGCGUGACGCAACAGGAACUGGGAUUCAUCGGACCAGGCAAAGGUUUUCAGUUGCAGCAGUGUUGGUGAUCCAUUGGAGCGGCUUCUUCUUGUUUUUAGCUGAUAGGAGUGUUCGCUUGCACGAUUCUGGCCAUUGUCUAUCGACCUCUCAUCAACAAGCUGUUUUCGCCCACAGGAGUGCUGCUGACUGGAUGUUGGUUUGUCGCACCCUUCUCGAUAAACCCGUGAAAAUCCCAGGAGGCCGGCCAUUCCAGAGAUACUGGCACCGACGAUCACACCACGCUCAUUGUCGCUUCGGUCACUCGUUUUGUCCAUUUGAAGGUCAAUCGAACAGUAACUGAAUGCAUCAAUGCCUGACUGCUUUAUAAAGCAGGCCACGGCCACGUGACUCACUGUCUGUACGAUCGAACCAUUUUUGUGAAAUGGAGUGGUGUACCUAAUAAACUGGCCACUUAGUGUAAUGUGUGCCUUAGCCUGCUAUGCCUCUAAGUACAGUGUCUCUGGUGUGAACUUGACCCUGUUUAAAAUGGAAUAGAGUUAGGCUAAAAGAAUGUGAAUGAAAAGUGAUUUUAUUUUUGUCCUUUUUUCAAAGUUUAUCAUAAACUACCAACAAUGUUGCCAUUUAUUAUCAGGGGUUAACUAUCCAACUCUGUCCAGUAAUUGAAAACGUAAAGAUAGUCUCUAAUGGGGCCUGGGCUUUAACUUGAGGCUUGUGUAUUAUGUGCAUGUAUGUAUUUUCAUUCAUAAGUUACUGUAUGUGGUAUGUAUAUGUAUUUUCUCAUGCUUUAGGAACACUACUGUUGCUGAACGCACAAGGUGUCUAACACCAAUAAAAAUAUAACGCUGUU